Molecule: messenger RNA, 702 nt
Organism: Athene cunicularia (burrowing owl)
Lineage: Eukaryota; Metazoa; Chordata; Aves; Strigiformes; Strigidae
Gene: REN
Product: renin
Exons: 5
Coding region: 1-702 (233 amino acids)
Biological process (GO): angiotensin maturation
Molecular function (GO): aspartic-type endopeptidase activity
Source: RefSeq, a predicted model, not a curated record
AUGCCGGCGGGACACAGCGGGAGGGUGCAGCACUAUCUGGUGGUCUUGGCCGUGACCUGGGGUGCCAACUUCUUCCCCUCGCCAGCCCAGGCUUUGCAGAGGGUCACGCUGCGGAGGAUGCCCUCCAUCCGCCAGACGCUGCAGGAGAUGGGGGUGAAGGUGUCCGACGUCUUCCCCGAGCUGAGGCAGAGCAGACGCAGCGGCCUGGCCACCCCCAGAAACGGGACGGCUCCCACCCUCCUCACUAACUACCUGGACACCCAGUAUUUCGGGGAGAUCAGCAUCGGUACCCCCGCGCAGACCUUCAAGGUGGUUUUUGACACGGGCUCGGCCAACCUGUGGGUGCCAUCCUACAAGUGCUCCCCCCUCUACAGCGCCUGCGUUUCCCACAGCCGCUACGACUCCUCCAAGUCGCGGACGUACAUAGCCAACGGCACGGGCUUUGCCAUCCGCUACGGAACGGGGAGUGUCAAAGGCUUCCUCAGCCAGGACAUCGUCCUGGUGUCAGACAUCCCCAUCAUCCAGGUCUUUGCCGAGGCGACGGCGCUGCCUGCCUUCCCCUUCAUCUUUGCCAGGUUUGACGGGGUGCUGGGGAUGGGCUACCCCAGCCAGGCCAUCGACGGCAUCACCCCCGUCUUCGACCGGAUCCUCUCCCAGCAGAUCCUCAAGGAGGACGUGUUCUCCGUCUACUACAGUCGGUGA